AUGAAAUUUGCCUUUGAUGUAAAAAAGUCCCUUUUUUACUAUGAGAUAUCAUCACGCCAUGGUAAAAAAGCUCUUUCAUCUACUCAAAAGUUGGAUAUUUCAAUGAGUUUGGACUGUGAAUUAAGAGGAUACACG
Molecule: messenger RNA, 135 nt
Organism: Racocetra persica
Lineage: Eukaryota; Fungi; Glomeromycota; Glomeromycetes; Diversisporales; Gigasporaceae
Source: the annotation of a GenBank genome assembly